AGCAGAAGAGCCCGGUCAAGGAGUUUGGUGAUGGGUGAACAGGUUGGGCCUCCCUCCAGACCAUCUUCUCCAAAUCCUCAAGAACGUGUGCUGAAGUGUGGCUGGCUAAAGAAACAAAGGAGCAUUAUGAAGAAUUGGCAGCAGCGGUGGUUUGUGCUGCGUGGGGAUCAGCUCUUCUAUUAUAAGGAUGAAGAGGAAACUAAACCUCAGGGUUUGAUACUUCUGCAAGGCAGUCAGGUGAACGAGCUGCCACCUAAUCCGGAUGAACCAGGGAAACAUCUCUUUGAAAUUACCCCAGGUGGUGCAGGGGACCGGGAAAAGAUGCCUGUCAAUCAUGAGGCUUUCCUGCUCAUGGCUAAUUCCCAGAAUGAAAUGGAAGAUUGGGUGAAAGCCAUCCGACGGGUUAUAUGGGCUCCAUUUGGUGGAGGGAUCUUUGGACAGCGCUUGGAGGACACCGUACAGUACGAGCGGAAAUAUGGCCAGCGCUUGGCCCCACUGCUGGUGGAACAGUGUGUGGAUUUUAUUCGGGAGCGAGGUCUUACAGAGGAGGGGCUCUUUCGGAUGCCGGGACAAGCCAACCUUGUCAAAGAUCUGCAGGAUUCUUUUGAUUGUGGAGAGAAACCCCUUUUUGACAGCAACACAGAUGUUCACACUGUGGCGUCCCUCCUGAAGCUUUACCUUCGAGAGCUGCCAGAGCCUGUCAUCCCCUUUGCCAAAUAUGAAGAUUUUCUUUCUUGUGGACAGCUACUCUCAAAAGAUGAGGGAGAGGGUACCCAGGAACUGGUUAAACAGGUGAAGAAUUUGCCCCAAGCUAACUACAACCUCCUCAAAUACAUAUGCAAGUUCCUUGACGAAGUUCAGGCUCACUCCAGCAUUAACAAGAUGAGUGUCCAGAACCUGGCUACAGUAUUUGGACCAAACAUACUGCGGCCCAAAAUGGAGGAUCCGGUGACCAUGAUGGAAGGCACCUCGCUGGUUCAGCACCUGAUGACAGUGCUGAUAAGUGAACAGGGGCGGAUCUUUGCUGUUCCUCAGGGGGAUGUGCCAGGGAGCCAGCUGGAAAUCAGACCCGUGCGCCAGCGCAGCACUGUCGAGUGGAUCUCCGAGGAGGACGGGGAGGACAGCAGGUCACAGAACAGCGCUGCCAGCCCCGCUGAUUUGCCAUCUGGCAAUGCUGUGGCUCUAGAGGCCACUCCGGGACCUGCAGUGAAAAUCACUCCUCCAGAGCACAGUGGCAAAUCGACUCAGCCUGCCACGAGCCCCAGUAAAAGAGUGCAGACACUGCCUCCGUGGAAAUAUUCCUUCCGCCAGCAGGGAGCACGCUCUGUGAGUCCGAAGCUGGGCAGCUCAUCCUUAGAUAUCCCCAACCUCUCCUCCAGUGGGAACUGGUUGAUGAACGGCCUGUACUCUCUCCGAGGCCACCGCCGGACAGCUUCUGGGGAACGAGUGAAAGACUCGUGUUCCUCCCAGAGACUCUCUACUUAUGACAAUGUCCCUUCAUCCAGCCUGUCCCUCAGCACACACAGCAUGGCCAGCACCACCUGGUCUACAUCAUCCUGUGAGAUCUCCGUGAUGGACUCGGUGAGCAGCUGCCCAGCCUGCCGGGCCAGUGACUCUUCUGCUUUAAGCUCCCUAAAAACCGAGUGGGUAACUCAGGGCUCGCUGUCUCAGAGCGAGGUCAAGACAGCAGAUCUGGAGAACAGCACGGACAGGUUUGAAGCCUGCAGCAGCAGCAGCAGUGAACAGAGUGACCCAGCUGCAGCUUCCCGAGACUCUGUCCAAUGCUCCAGGGCCUUACAGAGCUUGGUGGUGGAGCUAAAGACAGAACUGAGCAAACAGAGGACUGAGUAUGAGACUAGUAUCAAAAGAAUUGAAGAAACAAGUGCAGACCUGAGGAACCAAGUGGUUAGGUUAGAAGAAGAACUGGACCAAGAACGAAAGAAAUACACAAUGCUGGAGAUAAAGCUGAGGAAUUCUGAACGCGCUCGGGAAGAUGCCGAGAAGAGAAAUUACCUCCUGCAGAAGGAAAUGGAAGAAUUUUUUUCAACAUUAGGAUGUUUAACUGUUGGGAGUCAAAGUGCUAAAGUCCCCAAGUAG
Messenger RNA from Pseudopodoces humilis (Tibetan ground-tit), 2097 nucleotides. The record is from RefSeq and is a predicted model, not a curated record. Lineage: Eukaryota; Metazoa; Chordata; Aves; Passeriformes; Paridae.